Molecule: messenger RNA, 1371 nt
Organism: Sparassis crispa
Lineage: Eukaryota; Fungi; Basidiomycota; Agaricomycetes; Polyporales; Sparassidaceae
Exons: 9
Coding region: 1-1371 (456 amino acids)
Source: RefSeq, a predicted model, not a curated record
AUGUUCUCCGCGUACCCCGUCCUCCUCGCCCUCGCGAGCCUUACCCCGCUCGCGUCCGCGCAUGCUGCUUUCUUUCACCCCAGUAUGUGGGGAUUCAACGUCACCGCACAGACUUUCUCCUACGACAACCGUCCCGUGGUCCCUCUCAUGAACAUGCCCUUCGAUGAGUGGUGGUUCCAUGGAUACAAAUCCUGUCCGCCCAACCCAGGCGACACCUUUGAGCUCCCCGCAGGCCAGGCAGCCAACGCUGAGACCGCAUGCGACAAGGGCCUUACCUCCUGGUGGGCCUCCUCCGAAGGAGGCAACAGUGGAUUCCCGACAGACAGCCCCUGCCUGGGGCAACCCACCACCGAGUACCACACGCUCGGGAUCGACGACCUCGGCGGGUGCGCGCUCUCGAUCGCAUACAACUCGGAUGCGGACGCGGUGCAGCCCACGGAUUUUACGAUCUUCAGCGUGAACCAGACGUGCGUGUGGUACCUGAACACAGCGUUCGAGGUCCCCGCGGGCAUGCCGCCCUGCCCCGACGGCGGGUGUAUCUGCCAGUGGCACUGGAUACAUACUCCCGAUGCCGGUUCGGAACAGAUGUACUUGAUCCCCUUCCGGUGCGAGGUCACAGGCUCCACGAGCAACACCGCCAUCGGGACACAGAUGCUGCCCAGACGGUGCGGCGCGGACCCGGCUAACGGCCGCCCCGACGCGACCCCGGGCAACUGCACGGUCGGGCCCAAGUACCCGAUGUAUUGGGACCAGGCGGAAGGGAAUAACAUGUUCGAAGGUAUCUACUCCCCGCCGCUCUAUAAAGACCUCUACGGCUUCACCGACGGCGCGCAGGACGACAUCUUCCAGAACGCGUAUAUCUCUUCCCUCGGACCCGGCUCUGGCUCCGGCUCUGGUGGAGCUGCCUCCACCCCCGCUGCCGCGCCGACGUCCACGCCUGCCGCGUCGCCCACGUCCACGCCUGCCGCGUCGCCUACGACCACGCCUGCCGCAUCGCCCACGUCCACUCCCGCGGCAGCGCCGCCGAUCUCUGACACCCCCGCCCCCUCGCCCGACCCGUCCUCGACACCCGCUCCGUCCCCCGUUAACUCUCCCGACUCCUCACCCUCAGUGGCGCCGUCGUCCUCACCAGUCGUUCCACCGGCAGCCGUCGUCCAGUCCAGCUCUGAGCCCGCGCCCGUGGAGACCCCGGACGUCGCGUCCAGCCCGAGCGUCACUUCCAGCCCCCCGAGUAGCACGCCGACGGUGUCGCUCGCACCGUCGAGCACGCAAAAGUGCCGGGCGCGCCCGUCUGGCGCGUCGUCCAAGAAGCGCCGCUCUGCGCUCCGACAGCAUAAGCGCCACCACGUGCGCGACAUUUCCUUCCACUGA